This is a messenger RNA of Colletotrichum godetiae, 1846 nucleotides long. RefSeq lists its product as uncharacterized. The record is from RefSeq and is a predicted model, not a curated record. NCBI's taxonomy places the organism in Eukaryota, Fungi, Ascomycota, Sordariomycetes, Glomerellales, Glomerellaceae. The transcript is spliced from 4 exons. The coding region runs from base 232 to 1368 and encodes 378 amino acids.
AAGGGUUGCCGAGAACUCGGGCUUCUAUAGGAGCGCAGCGCCUAUGAUACGGUCGAUUGUGACGACGACGAGAACGCCUUUCUACGCCCAGCUGUAUGCCGCCAUGGCACAGAGCAAGUAGUAGAUGGUGCCGCAUCCCUCUCACUAAUACCCCCGCAAGACGCACACCACCGUGUUAAAGCCGUCUGACCACUGCCGACCAUCCUAGCUAGUUCCGGUAACCCUGUAACCAUGCGGAACCGGCUUAGCCUCCAAGCCUGGGUUGAGUCUAUUCAGACAGCUGCCCAGGCCGAUGAUGAGGAAUGGCGCCGAAGGCUAGCGAAGAUGGGAAACGAGUUCGCCCAGGACACUCUGUCGCGCCAUGAUUAUGACGAAGGAAAGUGUCGCAACGUCCUUGUCAGAUACUGUGCACACAUACCCCGGAACUAUCAAUACCGGGACGGUGUUCAACUCGUGUUUUUGGUUCUGCGCGAACAUCUCGGAGACGAGAAUCUGGAUCUAGCUGGUGGCGUGCUAUACGAGUUGAUCGAAAUUGACUGCCAAUAUUCUGAUGACCCAGGUGCUGAGUUCCAACGUUGGAAACAUGAUCAUCUCAAUCGACAUUCCAACCUUGAGUUGCCCCAUAUACCUCAUAUGAGUACGAUCACCUCGUCCAUACGGCCCACAGUCAGUCUUGUGCGGUGGCGCCAGCAGCAUUCGAGUCGAUAUCCUAUCAGACUUUCAGACUAUUACCCAUCGACCAGGGUGGGCUCGAACGAGCCAAGCUGCAUACGCAGUCGCAAAGCUUGGAUGAUUGACCAUACUAUGUAUGUUUCGACCCGCGAGGGUGGCACCUGUGCUUUUCGCAGUCCCAACCCUAAAGAACUGCAUGAAAUGCAAUGGCAGCUUGGCACCGGGAGUGCUGGCAGGUUCAUCAAAGAAGAAGAAGUUAUCCCGACUACUUCGAUUCACCAAGGAGCGGAGACGAGCAACUUGAACGACAAUCCCGGUGACGAUACUAUUCCUGUGGACAGAUCAGACCUCAGAAGAUCCCUGUCUCUCCUCCGUGCGCUAAGAAAGAGAAGAGACCCUUCGAUGUCUCGAGAUGCCGGAGGACCGCCGCCUAGGAGCAAACGGAUUAGUUGGUUCACAAAUAUGUUUGGACUGGAAACGGUUCUCUCCUUUCGAGAAUCUCCUGAUCCGAAGCCUGUACCGCUGCCUGAAGGCUGCGUGACACCGCAUGCGAUUUUUGCUAGGAAAUUUUCCUUGAUAGCCGACAAUCAGCCUCUGCCGCCGUCGAUGUCUCACGAGAUGAUGCCGACAGCGGAUAUCAAAGCCAGGAAAUUGCUGGCGGAUGCUGCCGUGCAGGGAGUGAUGGGCUCUUCCUAGGAGUUUCGUGGCCCUUUCACACCUCAACUCGGCUUUGAUGGUGGACUGGACCAUCGACGAGUCUUUGUUGACCCUUCUGCUGCGUCAUCCCGCGCAAACCGAUUUCUAUCCCACGAGACAGCUGCCGAUUCUCGUAGGCAAAGUGACAUCGGUCCCCCUAAGGAAGCCAGGACACCAAAGUCCCAACGCGGCCACGACUGGUUCGGACUGGAUACCGCUACUCCAGAAUCCGAUACUCAAAGACAGAGUCCCCGUGCGAGAAGCGUUGGCGCCGAAAGAUCACCAGACAUGGCUCUCGGCGACUCUAUGAGGCGCGACUGCAAAUACCGUCCUCUCUCCAGCAGUAAUUGGUUCGGUCUAGAUGGUACUGUAGACGACGAUGUCGGGACGAGCCCGCAAGACCGAGAUCGCGCCCGUUGCAAGAGUGUGGUGCGCACACCAUGCGGGGUCGCCGCUAAGAACGACGGAUUACAAGCGC